CGCUAUCGGCCUAUGCAAUGUGUCGAAUUGAGCACUAUCAAUGACAUUGCCACUAGCAACGGAAUACGUUUUCUCAAUAGCUGUCUUACUACUUAAGGCGGUACUUGUCCCGCGUUAGCAGAUCAACGGCCUGGUCGCUAACAAAACUCUCUCUCUCUCUUUCCUUUUUCUCUUGAAUUGACUACGUAGAAUCGCGUCCUUCCGCUUAGUCCUCAUACCAUUAACAGACGUUUUGUUAUCCAGCUGUUGCUGCUAAAAGUUUGUUGAUCUUGUUUUUGCCUUUUUGGUUCUCUGUGACAACGUUUGACUGAGUUUGAGUUGAACUUCAUUACUAAUAAUUCCCGACUGUUUUAAAGAAACUCGUUUUUGAAACGAUAUUUACUCUUUUUCUUUUUCAACUCUUUUUUGUGUGUCAAUAUGCUUCCUGGUUUUUUUCGUCAUCUUUUGGUUCUCGUUUUAGCAUUGCAAGCAAGCGCCUCUGCUAGUUUCAGGGUUGACCAAGAGAGCAAGGUUAAGUGUGCUGAUCAAUCCGCUUCAGAGGACUCCUUGGCUUCUAUUCAAGUCGACAUCACUGGCCUUAUGCGUUCUGACUAUGCCGUCAUUGUUUACAAAAACACGUCUGAAAGCCCCGUUAAAUACAACUCUGACGUUAAUUACGGUACUUACCAGGUGACGGAGAAUGCAGACAAGGUUCUCUUGAACCAGGUGUAUGACCCCCUUGACAACAUCAGUAUUCGUGGAUGGACUGUUCCUGUCUCUAGUUCCGGUCAAUACUGUAUUGGUACUCGUAACACGAAGCAAUCCGACCGGAAGUACUACAUUGAUGUCACUAUCAACGACAACUCUACCGUCAACGAGACGACCAUUAACUAUAUGAGUGCAGCAAGUGGCAUGCGUCCCUCUGUCUUCAUCGCAUUGGCUGUUGCUUUGUUCUCUGUGGUCGCCGUCCAAUGCUAGACAAAAGCCUUUUUUCGUCGACUCACCGCAUCAUUUUCCCGUACGAACAAGCUAUGGACAAUACACAUGCAAUCCCUCGCUGCUCCUGUUUGCACUGUUCAAAAAGCCUUCUAACCUUCUAUUCCCUUAAUAAUAGUCCUUCCCAACCCAACACUUUAUGCAGCUAGACAGAUAGUAAAGCAAUUUUGUUAGUAGAAGAGGCG
Messenger RNA from Schizosaccharomyces japonicus yFS275, 1160 nucleotides. RefSeq lists its product as hypothetical. Bases 418 to 957 code for a protein of 179 amino acids. The transcript has a single exon. The record is from RefSeq and is a predicted model, not a curated record. NCBI's taxonomy places the organism in Eukaryota, Fungi, Ascomycota, Schizosaccharomycetes, Schizosaccharomycetales, Schizosaccharomycetaceae.